AUAAAAAACUCGCCUUUCGGCAUGGAUGCACGAAAAAGCCCGAAAGCCGAUCGAAUCGAACCCCAUCAGCCUGUGCUCAGCUCAAAGCUGUGGAUACGAUCAAUCGACUCUCCAGGUCACCGCAAAUUGCUUCGCUUUGUUGGGACCUACAUAAUUUCAAGUUCACCACCGCAUCGACAUUGCCUACCCAUUCACAGAAUUCGGCUUGCUUCAGAAGAGUGUGUACAGUUCAAUUCUUCGUGAUGGCGUCCAUCGUCGUCACCCCCGCUGCCUUCGCCGCAGCCUCGUCAGGCUUGUCGACCUCCCAGUCGACCUCCGCCAAGGCCUUCACGGGCCUCAAGAGCGCCACUCUGUUCCCCUCCAAGGCCCAGACGCUGAGCUCCGUGCAGAAUGGCAGCCGCGUGCAGUGCAUGCAGGUGUGGAACCCCAUUGGCCAAACCAAGUUCGAGACGUUCUCGUACUUGCCGCCAUUGUCCGAUGACGCCAUUGCCAAGCAGGUGGAGUACAUGAUCCAGCAGAAGCUGAUUCCGUGCUUGGAGUUCGACGUGAACUCGAACGGCGUGUCUCGCGUCAACAACUCAUCGCCAGGGUACUACGAUGGUCGGUACUGGACGAUGUGGAAGCUGCCGAUGUUCGGAUGCCAGGACUCAGCGCAGGUGUUGAGGGAGAUCGAGGAGUGCAAGAAGACGUUCCCCGGGUGCUACGUGCGCGUGUUGGGGUUCGACAACGUGAAGCAGGUGCAGAUCUGCGGGUUCCUGGUCGCCAGGCCCAAUUAAACUAUUCGCCGAAACCACCUAUGUCCGAGUUGUGUACAUAGAGCAUGAGUGAACGCUCAAUCGCCAGUUUAGAAUUCAUUACGAAUUUUGAAGGAAAUAGUGAAUUUGUGGCAUCAGUUCUACAAUGGAUCGACUAUGCAGUUUCGCCCUACUUCUCGUUUGUGGAUUGUGCGCUGUACGUGUUGUCUCGCGUCCUGUGUGAAUGUCGUUGGCUCUUGUGGGUGAGGUUCUGCACCCCUUUGUGGCUUUUCGCCAAUAGCAACGGUAGGACAUUUUCAACACGCUGAACCACUGAGAAUAGCCGACAUGAUUCCGCGAGUUGAUGUUACUUGUGAAUAUGUUAAAUGUGUCGAGUCUGCAUGAAACAAUCGCGAGAGGGGCAUUCAUCUUGGGCAUCGAUAGUACUCCGAUUGAGUUAGAUUCUGGAGCGAGGGAGAAGAUUGAAUAUUUAUUUUAGCUUCCUCUCACUGCGGUGAGAAGUGGAAUUGCCGACUUAUGUCAUGUAUUUCUUCGGGACAGAGGUUGGUCACGUGGUUGUUAGUGUACAUAACCUGUCACACGAUAAUAUGCUGGACCAGUUGGGGGGGCCUGCAACACGUUACAUAGUGGUAGUAUUGGCUUGAGUUUAAGUAGACGAGUAGAUACAUGCCAAUACGACUUCGAACUGCAAAAUACGAAAUCAACGCAUGUGGUUUAUGAAGAAGAUGGAGUAAAAGACAACGUGUGAAUGUGUUUGA
This is a messenger RNA of Physcomitrium patens, 1513 nucleotides long. Its product is annotated as ribulose bisphosphate carboxylase small subunit, chloroplastic. NCBI's taxonomy places the organism in Eukaryota, Viridiplantae, Streptophyta, Bryopsida, Funariales, Funariaceae. The record is from RefSeq and is a predicted model, not a curated record.